AUGAAUGAUGCGUCGUCUCGCUCCCAUGCAAUUUUUACACUGACGAUUGAGAAAAGGGGCGAAGAAACAAGCUCGAAGCUGCAACUUGUGGAUUUGGCAGGUUCGGAAAGGCUGAAAAAGACGCAAGCCGAAGGGGAACGGAUGCGAGAAGGGAUCAAUAUAAAUGAAGGAUUGUAUGUAUUGGGCGCGGUUAUUUCGGUGCUGGCAGACAAGCCAAAGGAAUAUGUACCCUAUCGCGAUAGCAAAAUUACGCGUGUCCUUCAAGAUUCUCUUGGCGGUAACAGCUACGCCGUUAUGAUUGUAUGCGUUUCGCCGGCCGAUACAAACGCUUCGGAAACAGCACAAGCGCUGAGAUUUGCAAGCCGAGUGAAGCAAGUGGAGAACAAACCAAUCGUAAAUGUUGAUCCGAAGUUAGCGUAUAUUCGAAGUUUAGAAGAGGAGCUGGCAAGACGACGUGCCGGAGACACGUAUGUUGUUUUUAUCAAGUCAGUGUGUUUUUCAGUGUAA
Messenger RNA from Gongylonema pulchrum, 507 nucleotides. The record is from the annotation of a GenBank genome assembly. NCBI's taxonomy places the organism in Eukaryota, Metazoa, Nematoda, Chromadorea, Rhabditida, Gongylonematidae.